CAAAAACGUCACCGUAUUUUUCUCGACGCAGCUGACGAUGUAAACAAGAAAAGACAGUCGAGGGCAACAGGGAUCAAAUAAGCCGGUGUCACCGCAAAUGAUAGCCUAUAUAUGCUCAUAAACGGCUGACAUGGGGCUGCCUGUUACGAUUAAAGUGAAUUUCCGUGGGAAUGUGAAGAGAUUUCUGGCUCAGGAUUUGGACAAACUGGAGUGGGAGUCCGUUGAAGCCUGGAUCAAAGCGUCUUUUGGGAUCAACCACUUUCAAGUCAAAUACUUUGAUGAGGAUAAUGAAGAGAUUUGCAUAAACAGCCAAGAUGAAUAUGAAGAAGGCAUCAAGAGCGCUGAGAAGCAGGGGAACCAGUUACACAUGAACGUGUACAAGAUGAAAGGGCAGGCCUGUGGAGGCCCACUGAAGACGGAGGUGAAGGAGCUGAAAGGCGACCUCCGACCUGCUCCUCCUUAUCCCUCAAGGGUCAAAACGGUGGAUAAAGGCACACAGGUCACACCAGAGAGAGAAGCUGUCACAGUAAAGGACAACAAGGGGAACAAGCCAGAAGAUGAGCCACCUCCCAUGUGGUUUAGAUCGUACAUGGAGAAGUUUAAAGAUGAGGUGGUGAAAGAGGUGGUGGAAAGGAUGUGCAAUGACUUUUCUGGCCAGUGUUGUACCCACAAGUCACCUGAUGGGCCCCUUGAGGCCAGUGGCGGCCCUAUAGGGCCCAGGCCGGGCCCCUCCAUCUUAACUGGAUCCCUUGGCUACACCCCAAACUGCAGCAGCUGCAACAAACUCACCUCGGAAGGGGCUUACAAGUGCAGUGUGUGCCCGUCCUGCAUCCUGUGUGAGAUGUGCAGACAUAGCCAUGACCCCAGCCACAACCUUGUGAGAACCAAGACACCUCUCUCCAUCCCUGAGCAUGGCAUGUCGGGAGAGUUGAGGUUCCCAAGGCGAGGAGACAGGACAGUGCGCAAGGCCGAGCGACAGCGCCUCAAAGCUGAAAGGAGGCAGCUAAGAGCUGAAGUGAAGGAAAUUAAGAAGAAACUGAGACUGGAGAAGAGGGGUCCGCAGUGGAGUGGGCCCUCUACCUCAGGCAGAGCCAACCUGACAAACAUGGCCUCCGCCUCCACCCAGGUCCCAGCCCUGCCCCCCCCUGCUGCCUCAGAAACUGCUUCAGGUCCAGCCCCAGCCCAAGGUCCCGUCCCUGCCCCGGUCCCUGAUCCCCAGACCUCCAGUCCAGAGGGUCCCGGGGUAUCGCACACGUCCUUGGUUCCUACUAUGGCUGCCUUGUUUCUGGAUGAAAAUCUGCCGGACGGGACCCGUCUGGAGCCUGGUACCAAGUUCAUCAAAUACUGGAAGAUGAGGAACUCGGGCACUAUCAGCUGGACCUCAGAGACUAAGCUAGUGUUCAUGUGGGGAAACCUCGGCCUGGCUUCAGAGGAGAGGAGGGAGGUGCCGGUCCCGUUGCUGCUGCCGGGACAAGUGGGAGUGGUCAGUGUGGCCUUUGUCGCUCCCGUGACGGAGGGGACGUACACCUCCCACUGGCGGCUGGCGCACUGCGGGUGUCAGUUUGGCCCGCGUGUCUGGUGCAGCAUUGUGGUCGACCUCGGUGACGGCUGUAACACACUCGGGCAUCAGAGCAAACAACUGAAGGAGGAGGUGAGGCCAGAGGAGAAGGAGAAGGAGGUAAGGUCUAAGGACAGCAGACCGGACUUGUCGUUAGACCUGAACCACGAAGACUACUACUUCCCCUCAGUCGACCUGCUGACUGCACAGGAUCUGCUGUCAUUUGAGUUGCUGGAUAUAAACAUUGUGCAAGAGUUGGAGAAGGUUCCUAACAACACUCCUGUGGAUUUGACUCCCUGCAUAUCUCCCCUGCCCCAUGAUGCACCAGUGUUGGAGAAGGCCAUCAUUUCACAGAUUCAAGAAGACGCAGAGGUCACAGGGGUCAGGAAACUUUUUGUGAAACUGAGGCAGCAGAGGGAGCUGCAGGAGCCUGUGAGCCAGGAUGAGGACAGGGAGGAGGAGAUCAGUGGAGCUCAGUUCCUCUGUGAGACAGUCAUCCGCUCCCUCACCUUAGAGGAGGCCCCUGAUCACAGACCCUUGCGCAGGGCCCAGCACAGCAGCCACAAACCACAGGUUGUUUCCCGGGGCACCAGCAUUUGCUUCGAGAGAGCUGCAGAGGCUGAGAAGACGGAGACAGUGCAGGAAGGAAAUGAGGAGAUCUGCGCCAUUAGACUUGAGAGUUCAGCUCUGCCUCUCAACACGGGCCUCAACCAGAUCACAGAGGAAGAGGAGACAGGGCCAGGUCAGUGGACGACUUCUAGGAUUCUGUUCAUUUCCAUUUCAGCUUCUCGAUUGAAAACCUGCUCAUUCAAUUCACAUCAUGAUAUUGAGAACGAAGAGGUCCUGGUCUUGGAUGACAUGCAGAACAUAGGGGAUAUUCAAGAGGAGAAAGAGGAGGGUGCAACUAAAGGGGAAGACUGGGAGGAGGUCAGCAGCCAGACCUCCUCAGUCUCCUCCUGCGACGAUUACAUCAUUGUCCUCCCAGUCUGCUUUGACACCAGCCGGCCUCUGGGCGAGUCCAUGUACAGCUCCGCCAUGUCGCAGCCUGACGCUGCUGCUGAUGAGACCUCAGCCGAUCCAGAUGUACAGCAGGAGGAAGAGGAAGAGGAAGAGGAGGAAGAGGAGGAGGAGGAGGAGGAGGAAGAGGUAGAGGAAGAGGUAGAGGAAGACUCCAACUCCGAGCCAGACGAGGUGGCACCGCUAAGAGAGAAGCAGGAGGCGGUCGAGGCCGAGGAUUCAUCUGAGAACACGUGGCCUCCGCCUGUCCAGCCCGUCCACAGCAGUGUGAACCAGAUGCUGUGCGCCUCCCAAACCCUGGACGCUGUGACGCUCACCCCUGAGGUGGUGCCACCACCAGUGCUGCCUGACCCCCUGUUGCCCCCCCCGACCCUCUACUCACCCAGGUCUGAGGCACUGUACCUGGCCGAGGAUCCCAGUCCUCCAGCCUGUCAUCCAUACGAGCCACACCAACCAAGGGUCCACCUAAAUGUAUCAUCUGGUCUGUCAAGAUCAGCCGGCUCAGCAUCCAGUGCCUUUGAGACAUAUAACCCCAGACCCAGCAACGCUUUGCAGCCAAGGGGCCAAGGAGGCAUCACAGAGGGACUUGUCAAGGGGGCCCUUUCUGUGGCAGCAUCCGCUUAUAAAGCUCUCUUCACUGGACCAAACUGCUCAAUACAGCGAGGCAUCGACCCGGCCACCAGGCAGGAUCCUUCCCUGAUGGCGAUGCUGCUGGAGAUGGGCUUCAGAGACCAGCGGCUCAACCAGCGGCUGCUGAGGAAGCACGGCUACAGCCUGCUGCACACCGUCAACGAGCUGGUGCAGAUGGCCGAGGAGAGCCAGAACAAAGCUGUCAACACUCAGCGCUGAGCGAGAGGAAAGUGAAGGAUUCUGUAAAAGGAUUUUAUUUGACUUUUAAACAUAAUGUAAAGAGAAUAAUUUCAUUAUGACCUGCGUAUAUCUCAGCCUUUACUGUGUCUAGAUUUAUUUUGAACUAUGUAAAGCAAAGACAAAGAAAAGCUGUUUAUGAUUUGUGCAAUUGAUUUGAUUUUCCAAAGGGUGGAUAGUUAUUUUGGACCGAUAGUAACGGUAAUAAGACAACAAUGUCACUAAACGUAGAACAAAAAUGAAAGAGGAGCAUUUAUUUCUUGAACUUGAAAAUAAUUCUGGGCUUCUUAUUCCUUUUGCCUUUAUAAUUUAGCUUCAACGUUUUUGACAGAAUUAACCAUAUCUACGCUUUUAAAUUAUUAUGAAUAGUGGUUAACCUUUGCCACGCCUUGUUUACCUGGUCAAAGGGAGCAGGAGCUGUAGUUACGACAGGACAAAAGUGCGUAUUUCCGCUCUUCAUCUUAAGUGUUUGUAUGGCUGUUGUAGCUGCUUCCUCGGCACUGAAAAAUUAUUGUCUUUUGACAGGGCUUGGCUAGAUUCUUCUCACAAAUAGAGCAAUGAAAAUUAAUAUUGUUGAAUGUCACAAAAGAUAGAAAUGUUCUGAAGAGCCGGCUCUUAUUUAAGACGAUGCUACUGAAGCUAUGUGGAUAUUCUGGGUGUUAAGAGUCAGCAGUGCAGUACUGAGAAUAUUUAAGACUUUUCUUGAUUAUCGUAGUGAAAUCUGCCUAAACAAUGCAAUCUUUUUUCUGUAUCAGAGUACUGUUAUUUUAGACGUUGACAUGUGGAAUGUAUACAAAAACUGUCGGAGCGGAUCAUCGUUCAGACUCGAGAUGUUUUCUACUGCUUUUUAGGAGACACCUGCAUGACAGGUAGAGGCUUUAGAGAUGAGUCGUGUUCUCGUGGUCUUAGCACAGUCACGGUAGAAAAUGUCCGCUUAGUUUGCGUCAUUAUACAACAUCCCCCUGCCUGCAUCUUCUCGUUUCCUCGUUCAGCUGAAACAGUCAUUUAACACUAAUCCAAAUCCGAGAUGUCUCUAACACAUUCCUCACUUUCAUAGUGGAACCAAGCAUAUUUUAUUACAUUGCCUUCAUGAACCCUGAUUAUUAGUUUACUGAUAAAGUCAUGUAAUCAUACAUGUGGUGAUUUUGACAUUUGUGGUGUGCAGAUUUAAGUUAAUGUCUGUUAUUUUGGAUCCUGUGUGUCUGGUUGAGGAUUUGUUUGGACCAUAUUUCCUUCUGUUGAUUGUCCACGUGUUAAAGAAUCAUCCUCUAGAGAGAAUAAUUCUGAAUAUAUCUGCUAUGCUUGUCAAAUUAUUCCUCUGUCACAGAGUGUAUACAUUAAAUCCCCUUCUACUGUCAAUCCACCAAUAAACUAUUUGCACAUCUC
Messenger RNA from Cottoperca gobio, 4828 nucleotides. It is a transcript of the gene nbr1a, whose product is annotated as NBR1 autophagy cargo receptor a. Gene Ontology annotation, molecular function: ubiquitin binding. NCBI's taxonomy places the organism in Eukaryota, Metazoa, Chordata, Actinopteri, Perciformes, Bovichtidae. Gene Ontology annotation, biological process: macroautophagy. The record is from RefSeq and is a predicted model, not a curated record. Bases 131 to 3424 code for a protein of 1097 amino acids. The transcript has 22 exons. Gene Ontology annotation, cellular component: phagophore assembly site.